UUGGAGUUGGACGUGUCUAUAGUUUGGCAUUGGUAUAAAUAGGACGGUUACUAUUGAAGAAGUACAUAGUGCUUCAAACGCAAGGGAACAAUGAAGAUCUUAAUCGUGUCAUUCGUUGGCACCUUAUUCAGUGCCUCGCUCCUGUUAGCGCAAGAGGAAAUGAAAGAAAAGGAUGAAAUGGGCGCGAUUAUGUCGUGCAUCAAUUCGGACGAAAAUUCAUUUGCCGCAGGAAAUUACACUCAGAAUACAAUUUUCGACGACCAAGAGUCGAAAUGUUUCUAUGCAUGUGUCAUGGAAGGUCAAAAUCAUAUGGUGAACGGAUCUAUAAAUGCAGAUAUGAUAAAGUAUCAUCUUGGAAAUGAGUCUGAGCAAGCGGUAGAUACUUGCCAAAAGUAUGGACAUCGCGGAGGCAAAGACAAAUGCGAAAUAGCAUACAGAUUUCAAGUUUGCUUAAGGAGGAACAAUGGUACUGAUGACGGAGCUUGUUAAUCAUUCAGAAUAAGACCACCUUUUGCGAAUAGAUGAAUGACUAUGCGGUUACUGCGAUGCAUAACUGAACAACUUGUUGCUAUUGCCUUUUGUGAUUAUUGAACUCGCUUAUAUCAAUAAUUGUCCAUUAUAAGUAAAAGUGUGCAUCAAUUUGUAA
Molecule: messenger RNA, 646 nt
Organism: Photinus pyralis (common eastern firefly)
Lineage: Eukaryota; Metazoa; Arthropoda; Insecta; Coleoptera; Lampyridae
Product: general odorant-binding protein 56d-like
Exons: 2
Coding region: 91-489 (132 amino acids)
Molecular function (GO): odorant binding
Source: RefSeq, a predicted model, not a curated record